AUCACCAAGCUGGAACAUUAAGAAGAUUUCAACAGCUGCUUAAUUUUCGAAGGCGGAAAUGAACUUCCCUCGCUUGAAACAGUUUCUACGGCCCUGGAUGCGCGCGUACAGCCAAGCGUGCAUUGGCACUCCCGUUAUCGAUCAGUCGCGUGUUAGUCCACCGUGACAUGGAGGAUCUCCUGCUGCAGAUCGUCCGAGAAUCGAGCAAUGCGAAACUACAAAACUUGCGGAAGUCGGCGCAGGAAGCGUAUGAUUUCCUCGACAAGCAGCAAGGGUUGUUACGCGAUCCACCCCACGAGUUGCGAGCAAAAUGUCUACACACGUUUCAGCUAGCACUAGAAACGAAGAGGAGCAAAUUCGUUGCCUUUGGUCUAUCGGGAUUACAUAGAAUGUUAAGGGAUGACAGAUUCCAGUCACCCUACGAGCCAGAAGAUGAUUCCCUCUGGCUACCCGCGCAAAUGUUGCACGCGAUGAGUUCCAUGUUAUCACAAUCGGACGAUACGCAGACGGAUAUGCUGAAAGUUCUGUUACAAGUCGCCUGUUCUUCUUAUUGGACAAUGAACGGUCGUCUGAUAAUCGCCAUUCUCACUACCUGCUGCGAGGCUUUCGAAAAUGGGAACCAAGCGGUGAGGACCGCUGCUCAAGCGGCAACCAGUCAAACGUUGAGAUCUUUCUGCCUCUUCCUAGACGAGGAAUGCCAAGAAAUGGACGAGAAUGCAAAGAAGAACAAGAAUUUAUGGGAGAGAGGCGUAUCUUGCUUCAACGAGGCCCUGCCGAUACUUCAGUACAUCUGCAGCAAGUUGGACGAAGCUCAAAAUAAUGGAAGAAACGGGAAUACCGUGGUGUUUCUGCUGGAAUGUCUGCACACUUUAAUCUCCUCCCUGCCACAGAAAAUCCAUACGAACGCACACUUUACCACCUUCCUCUGGCAGAAAUUCUGUCCAGCGUUGAUAGCUUUUCUAGGCACUCCGCGGGUCGAUAAGACCUUCAGCUCCAGGGAGGGAAAGGAGAACGAAAUUGGACGAGGAUCUGGAUACUUGGCCACGUCGUUGAGUUUUGAUAGUCACCAGGCGAAGACUGUCUACAACAUCGGAACGGAAUUGGUUCGAUUGGUAGGCUGCGUUGGUCCCCUUCGUUCAGUCCUGGAGUCAGUAUUUCAUAGAAUGCUGCUAUAUCCUCCACUCCAGCAACGUUUAGAGCCUUUGAAAGCUUUGAAAGAGCUCCUGCGAAGUCCUAGUAGGAUGGUCGACUUCACUGGUCCGUUGUUGGUGGAAGAAGAUAAAUGCAGUCACAUUCAGAGUGAUAUGGCUUUGAUGAGACUAGCGAUGGAUUCCAUCGAGGAGUCGACAACUGGUAAUUUGAGUACGUUGCAUGCCAGCGUGUCGUGUGUAGUUGCAAUGCUGUCUGCUCUUCAGGAAUUAUGCGAGGGGAAGGCUAUUAAUCAUACCUAUACGUGUACGAUCAAUAGUUUGUACGAAGACCUGGAAUCUUGCGAUUACAAGGGUCCUUUGACUUAUCAGAGCAUGGCACGGUUGCCAAAAACCUACAGAGAACAGUUGGAGCUCAUGAAGAAGGGAAUAGGCUCUGACUCUGACUCUUCGGGACAUGGUCCAUCGGAGGAUGGCGAUUCAACGGACACGGAAGGGCCACAGAACGAAUCCGACGAGGUCCAAGAGGAGAAUAGCCUGGAAGACAACGACUAUGCUAUAGAGAACGAAAGAGAAAGGUUAAGACUAGAAAAAUUACCAAAGUGUCUUCACGUGGGUCGUCAGGUGGCCGAUGAAUGCAACGUAGAUAUGGAAAGGCACAAUGCCAGGAAAUUCGUCAGGACUCUGAAGUGCGACUUGAUCCCCAUGAUGUUGAGCCUCAGAAGCAAUAUAGAAGUCGACGAAGCUUUACAGAACUUUGCUUCGGAAUACUGUCAAGGGGUCUUCACAGCUCAGCAAAAGAUGCAGGAGCAAACGGACACCAGUACAGACUCGUGUGCCUUGAUUACGAUUAUGAACGCUGAUGGAAUUUACUUGGCCACCUAUGCAGCGUUGUUGUUGAACUUGAAGUUGAUUAGGAUUAAUUACUACCACGAGGAUAAUCGACAGGUUCCCAUCAGCGAGGAACAAUUCGUGGAGGAAGUGCAUGGAUCUGGAGUUCUGGUUUACCUCUCAGCAACCUGGUUGUCCGAGCUGUAUCAACAAGUGUUGGCCUGUAAUCUGCUCGAGAAAUGUGGUUACAAUUCGCAUUACACGGAGAACAAUGCUUUGAUAAACGUGUUAACUGAUGUUGACGGGAUUCCUGGAAGCCAAAGAGGUGGACAGCUCUUGUCCGAUUAUAUCAGACUGGAGAAAGCUCAGCUGUCCCGAAGCGAGCCAACUCCCGAAGCAGAGGCUGGGGCGAAGCUUUCCAGAAGAGUGUUGACGUGUUGCUGGGGAAGUAUGAUGACUGUCUUGACGACAGGAUUGAAUCCUCCUAAGGAACAGAACAACAAAGGAAUUUUAAACAGAGACGGUGGUAGACGAGGUAUAAGAGACACCGUGAUCUUAUCGUUGGAAGGUCUUCACAAGGCUGCGAUUCUGAGCAACAUACUCGGUCUGCAGAAUCGCUGUGGUUCCAUCUUUGCUCUCCUAGUCAAAGCAGCCUGCACGGAACAGUCUAUCUCGAAGAUCACGAGGACGAAAGAUGUUCUACGCUUAAAGUUGCAAAAUAGGGCGACCAAUAUUCAUACGUCACACGCCCUGAGCAUGGAUGUCCUCUUGGGCAGGGGUUUAGAACUUGGAAGUCAUGGUAGCGAUUGCUGGCCUCAUGUUUUCACGUGUUGUUUGUACGUGAGCAAACUGGAACACGAUUUCUUCGGGAGAAAUCAGAAUCCAUCUCUGCCCAAGACUCAACAGAAGAAAGAGAAGAAGGAUGCACCGAAUGGAGACCCCAAAGGAAGUCAGGAUAAACUGAAGCUUAAUUUCAACAUCGCUGAAGAGGAGGAGACCUGCGUCGACGUUUACAGUUUUCUAUCCAGUCCGUACACGCAUAGCAUCAACACGGACACGAUCCCAGAAAUAAUUCAAGAAUCGAACGCAGACAGCCAAUUCAAUGGCAUUCUUCCUGCAGAUUACGCAGCAAAAAUAAUCUGCGUUUUAUCCCAACAAGUGGACAGGUUGUUCGAAAACGCUGCACUGAAAUUGAACCUUAAAGCACUCUGUUUGUUCCUGACUGCGCUCUGCAAGGCAAGCAAAGCUCAGCUGUUUAAGACUCCAGACGGUUCCAAAAAUAAUAAGAGGUUCUGGUGGAGGAAAAGCAAACCCAGAGAAAACGAAAUGAAUGCAUUGCUCCUAGCUCGACUAGGGGAAGUUAUGUUGAAAUGCGUCAAGAGUGGAAGACCCCUGAUCCACAUAAUGAGGGUUUGGAGUAUCCUAGGGCCACACUUCAUGGAGGCAGCUUGCCACAAGGACCGUGGUAUUUCGAAGAAAGCAGUGCAGUGCAUUCACGACUCCAUGGCAGCUUUGCUCAACGAACAAGUCGAGUUACCCCAUUUUCACUUCAACGAAGCUCUAUUCAAGCCUUUCGAGAAUUUAUUGUGCCUAGAACUUUGCGACAGUGAUGUUCAAGAUCAAAUCGUCAGUUGCAUCUGCGAGUUCGUCGAGACCAACACGACCGAGAUUCGCUCAGGCUGGCGCCCUCUAUUCGGGGCCUUACGCGUAGCCUCGGUCGGUAAUUCAGAUUCCGUCGAGUCUGCUCCGCUGCUGGAGGUAUUCAGAGUCUUUCUGUCCACGGACAAUACGCUGGUCUUCGCGAAUGCAGCGCUAGAUUGCAUACUGUGUCUGCUGAAACACGUGCGUGGCAGCGGUGACACGGAGGGUCAUCAGGAUGACCAGGAUCAGAUCGAUAUCGCGGAGUCCCGUAGGAUGAGACUCUGCGUCGAAAGUCUGAAGUAUCUUCUGAGCUGCAGCGACAUCUUGGCGUCGAUGUACGGCAUGCCAGCUUGCCCGAUCUUCCACUCUGCUCAAAGAAUCCAGGUUUCGACUAUUCCCCAAUACGUGGACCCCACGGUACCCAACUCGGAGCUGAUCAGGUUCGACAAGCACGCCGAAUCGAUUCAGGAGAUUAUUCCUGAGAGACCACACGACAUUCUCAUGGAUAAUGUUCAUACCAUCACCACUCUGCAAAGUAUGGACAAGCCUAGCGGUAUUUUGAGGGUCUGGUACAUAUUGAUCGAGGGUCUAGCGAGUGCUACCAUGAUUUGUCCUAAACGUUACCAGCCUCACACUCUGGAAACCCUGUUCCAUUUAUUGAGGGAUACGUUAAACGUGCCUGGACCCAUGUUUGGGUUGUACUGCGUCAAUCAUUUGCUUCUGCCUAUGGUGCAGAACUGGCUGAGGAGGACGUCCAAGAUAUUGAGAGGAUGGGACAACUUUGUGCCUAACUUUAAACAGUGCUGUGGACUCACCACGGACCUGGUCGUCGAUUAUCUAACCCACUUGCAAGGACACGAGGUCGUAAGGAACGAUGCCUACCUACCAGCCACGACACUGAUGCUGAAGCAAUUGUUACUAGUGAUGGCGGAAUGCGUGGUCCAGCCCACGGAGAGCAUAGCUCGGCUAGGUUGCGCCUGUAUUAGGCACGUUCUGGUGAGCAGCGGCCCGCUUCUCACUUCAGAACAAUGGGAAGUCUGCGGCGUCGCCUGUUACCGCGCUUGUUCGAAUUCCCUGCAAGAGUUGCACCAGCUGACCAUGGCUUUCUCGCCGAGAUCCGAGUCCUUUUACGGUGACUUUGCACUGGUCAAGGUUGCAGCGCGAUGGGAUGCGACCGUCGAAGAGUCGGAACGAUUGCGACAGCUCGCUGCUCAGGUGUUCCUCCUGGAGGAACAGCGCGCUGAAGAUACCUGGAGAAGACACGAAGACAAGUCUUACGUUUUCCUCCUGUGCCCACCCUCCAUGGAUACCAUUCUCAAUCCCGAACUUUAUAUCGUUAGAGUUCAAUUCAGAGCAUUGAUAGUUGGCCUCCUGCUCCAUCAGAUGCUUCUUCAUUGCAUUGCCAGUGUCCUUUUGCAAGGGCCUGACUCGUCCUUUCCUAGUUUGUCUAACGUCAGACCUCGAUCAGCUGUACUGACAUCACCGAAAACGGUCGCACCCGGUUACCUAUCUUGCCUAUCCAGUCAUCACUUGGACAUCUUCCUCUCAGCCUUAGAUCUAUCCUACGCGACUGCCUUGAAAUUCGACUGUCGUCCUGGUCUGAAAUUCUUGGUGCAGAAGGUAGCCAACCUGUCCCAACCGGCGAAUCUCUAUCGCCAGGCGGGUGUAGCUUGGACCAUCAAGGUCGUUACUCUGUUCGAGCUCUGCCUUCGCGAGAUAGAGUACACCGAGGCAACCCUGGAGACCGUCAAGAUGGCUCUCACCUCGAAUCCCGAGGACAGAGAACGUCGCAAGGAUUCCAAUCUUCAAAGACUCUCGAAAUACCUCAGACAAUUACGGAUCACGUUCGAGGAACUCUGCGAGAGUUACGUCGAAGUGGUCUUGGACGAGGAUGGAAGACACGCGAGAGUAGACAGCUUCUGUGAGAAGAAGAUAUUCUUGCCGGUGGCUCAGCCGGAUGAUUUCCCAGAGAUGACCAGGAAAGAAUCGGCCAAUGACCGACCUUUGGUUACUCCAGCGCCGGUGAAGCUGCCGGUAGACACGGAGGAUUCGGACGACCUGCUGGAUGAGGAGGAUCAGGAGGACCAGGCGGACCUGGAGGACGAGGAAGUCCAGGAGGAUCAGUUGGAUCAGUUGGAUCAGUUGGAUCAGUUGGAUCAGCUGGAUCAGCUGGAUCAGUUGGAUCAAGACGACCAGGAAGAUCAAGAGGACAUCGAGAGCUAUAAUCCCAAUUUGGAUGUCCAAAGCGGACUCGAGGAGCUUGGGCCAGAGUGCGAAGACGACCCGAGGCCCUUCAGGUUGUCUGACCUGGCAGUGGAGUAUUCUACUGACUCUGGUCCCCAGUCUGAACCGGAAACCAACGACUCUAGACCUGUUUCCAGGUUGGGAUCUGUCACCGAGAAGGCCGUGUACUCUGACAGAUCAGGUGGUACCACCUCCAGCGAGGGGUACAUCGAUGGGAAGUACAGUUCCACGACACCGGCACCGCUGCAGCUGAUCAACGCGCGAGAUAAUUUGUACUACAAAUUCAGUCCUUUAAGGAGACCCGAGUUCGGGGAAUCUUUUGGAACUUCCGUGUUGGAAAUAAAGGCGAUGAACAGCGGUCUAGCCUACGACGAGUUCAGUGUAUUCCAGAAGACGAAGCUGGAGAGGAGAAGAAGCGACGCCUGUCUGUUGUCCAGAAAGAGCUCUCUGAGAUUCGUCGAGCCAAUGGAAACCGACGAUUCCGACAGGUUCGUGCAUUUCAAUGCCAAUACCACUCGGUGCAGAUCGGUGAUAGAGUUGAGGAAGACAGCUGGGUCAGCCGUGUCCUGCUCCUCCAACGAUCUCGAGAUGUCGCCACGCGUUUCGUCCAAGAUCGAAGAGAAGGAGGACGAAUUGCCAAAGAUCUUCGACAACAUCGACGAGCUGUUGCGUGACUACGAGAUCAGUAAACGGGGGUUCAGAACCAAUCCGUUCUUACGGAAAGAGGAGGCCGAGUCCAACGCCGAGUCUGAGGAAGUACCGAGUCACGAGCCCCUGUUCCAGCGGAAGACUAACGUGUGCAAGGACAGCGAGGCGCACAGAAAUGCUUGGGCAGAGAUGUUGAGCACCGUGUUGGACUGGACUCUGGCAUUGUCUGAUGAUCAAUUAAUCCUACUGCUUCCUGUUUUCGUAAGCGGAGUGAGAGUGCUGACUCGGUACGCUGUUGACCAGGUUCUCAAGCAACGAUUGUCCUCUCUGUUCCAUCGCAUUGCCGUGCUGUACGGGUUGACGAGCAAUUAGGAGCAGCUUCGAUACAUCUGGGAACAGAUGUACUUCCACGAUUAACCCUCAAGUUCCUUGGUGCUAUUCGAACAUAAAUCGAGCAUUAACCUGCGCGAAGUUCGAUCGUUGAUCAGCCGUCUCAGGCGUCCUACAAAGUUUCUAUGGUCUCUCGAGAAACCUAACUGCUGUCAAUAUACCUUUGAUAACCAUCGAAUCUUUCUACGACGAGGAAUAUUAAUAGACUGAUGAUCAGAGUCAAUCUACGAGAUUAAGGCAACGGAUUGUACGUUCCAGGAUGUUUGUCACGAAGACCAUACCCGUCUUAACGUCGAACAUCCUCGCUCACAGGGAAGACGGAUGAAGAUGAUCGAAGACCAUUCUAUCGAUCCACGGUUCCACCAUUGAAGGAAUUUCGAUCCCAGAAAUUUGACAAGCGGAAAGAUUCGACGAAGCCGUCUUCAUCCGCGAUUCUCUUCGAGCAGCAACGGAGACAAAGGAUCGCGUGGUUAGCAUGAAGACCAAGGACCAUCGGCUGAUCCGCAAACGAACUGAAAUUCAGCAGCUUCGCGAAGAUCGGAGAGAUCCCCGAUUCCAGCAGUAUAAUCGGAAACGUCGUGAACACGACGGACGCAGCCCAUUCUCGGUUCCCUUUCGAAGGCAGGAAAGAAACCGUGUCCCCUUUUCAGCGUCGAGGCCUCGCCUAUCUCUAGUUUACCGCGCUCAGACGCGUCGACACGGAGAGACAAGGAUUUUAUUUACGAUCCACUCUGCACGCACAUCUUCUCGAUUCUCAUUUUAUGCUCUUUGCGCUUAACUGUAGUUUGCGGUUCAGUCGCAGAGUCGGAUGUACCGGGGUUUUGCUUCAGCCAACCGUCGGUCGCACACACGCGUCGCGACCAGUUCGAUACAUUUCGUCAGCUGCUACGAACAUUGCCUAGCGAUUCUUCGACGUUUUCCAGAGAAUCCUAGAAUUCUCUCUCAUCUUU
Molecule: messenger RNA, 7852 nt
Organism: Eufriesea mexicana
Lineage: Eukaryota; Metazoa; Arthropoda; Insecta; Hymenoptera; Apidae
Product: brefeldin A-inhibited guanine nucleotide-exchange protein 3
Exons: 22
Coding region: 168-6884 (2238 amino acids)
Biological process (GO): regulation of ARF protein signal transduction
Molecular function (GO): guanyl-nucleotide exchange factor activity
Source: RefSeq, a predicted model, not a curated record